Messenger RNA from Phasianus colchicus (ring-necked pheasant), 2612 nucleotides. RefSeq names its product ALX homeobox 4 (gene ALX4). NCBI's taxonomy places the organism in Eukaryota, Metazoa, Chordata, Aves, Galliformes, Phasianidae. Gene Ontology annotation, molecular function: DNA-binding transcription activator activity, RNA polymerase II-specific; RNA polymerase II transcription regulatory region sequence-specific DNA binding. Gene Ontology annotation, biological process: regulation of transcription by RNA polymerase II. The record is from RefSeq and is a predicted model, not a curated record.
GCUGUGGGUGUGCGCGUAUGCGGGAGGGGGAGAAAGAGAGGCUCCUGGUGCCCCUCCAAGCGCAUUAAGGACACUCGGGCCUUUUAAUUUUAGGAAUGAAUGCUGAUACUUGUGUUUCUUAUUGUGAUCCGGCUGCCAUGGAUUCCUACUACAACGCAGCCUCCCAGGGCGCAGACGGCUCCUCGCCUUUUAGGGCAUUUCAAGCGAGUGACAAGUUCGGCCCCGCUUUCCUGGCCGCCAAAGGACAGAGCUUCGGUGACAGCGGCGCGAAGUGCCGGAGCCGCUACAGCCCGCAGGAAUGCCCGUCCCUGGACGGCAGCGGGCAGGCGCCGGGCCCCGCCGCGCCCCCGCCCGCCUUUAGCAAAUACCCGCAGCCCCAGCAGCAGCCGCCGCACCUCUACAUGCAGCGCGGCCCCUGCAAGACCCCCCCGGAGAGCAAUCUCAAGCUGCAGGAGAGCGGCGGCCACAACGGAGCCCUGCAGGUCUCCUGUUACGGUAAGGAGAGCAGCUUGGGAGAGGCUGACUUGCAGCCCAACGCUGACCCCUCGGGCAUGGACAGCAGCUACCUCAGCGUGAAGGAGGCCGGAGUGAAAGUCCCUCAGGACAGGGCCAGCACGGACCUCCCCAGCCCCAUGGACAAAGCGGACUCGGAGAGCAACAAGGGCAAAAAACGGAGGAACCGUACCACCUUCACCAGCUACCAGUUGGAGGAGCUGGAAAAGGUCUUCCAGAAGACCCACUACCCAGAUGUUUAUGCCAGGGAGCAGCUAGCCAUGAGGACAGACCUCACUGAGGCUCGAGUACAGGUCUGGUUCCAGAACCGACGAGCCAAAUGGCGCAAGCGGGAGCGGUUUGGCCAGAUGCAGCAGGUCCGGACCCACUUCUCCACUGCCUAUGAGCUGCCUCUGCUCACCCGUGCUGAGAACUAUGCCCAGAUCCAGAAUCCCUCCUGGAUUGGCAACAAUGGAGCCGCCUCCCCUGUGCCCGCUUGCGUCGUUCCCUGUGAGCCGGUGCCCUCCUGCAUGUCCCCCCACGCGCAUCCCCACGCAGCUGGUGGUGUUUCCGACUUCCUCGGUGUCUCCAGUGCCAGCGGCCACGUGGGCCAGACUCACGUGGGUGGCCUCUUCGGUACGGCCGGCAUCGGCCCCGGCCUCAAUGGCUACGAGCUGAACAGCGAGCCAGACCGCAAGAGCUCCAGCAUCGCGGCCCUGCGGAUGAAGGCGAAGGAGCACAGCGCCGCGAUCUCCUGGGCGACAUGACAGGGCUGCCAUCCAGCGCCUCGGCACACCGCGAGAGCCAGUGGGGAAGCUGGGAGACCUCCAGCCGGGACUCCAGCCAGCCCUUGCCUCCUCGGGGAUGUGAACGCAGCACUUUGAGCUACCCUAGGUGUAUAGAGGACGUGUGUUAACGUUAGUGGCGUGUGCCCAGCAUGGACGAGGGAGGUCCCAGCCUCCUGGCACUGGGUCAGGGCUGUGGGGCAGCGCUGCUGCCCCCUACUCUGGGGGUGUCCUCUGCUAUCGCCACUGCCUCCCCGGGGACUUGGAUGCCUUUUCUCCCUGCUCCUUUUUCUGACACCAGAUCUGCCUUUCCGGAGAGCAAGAGCCUACCAGCGUCUCCAGCAGCUGCCCCGUCUCUCCACAUGUACAGCUCUUCCCUCCUCAGAACCCAUCUGCCUUGCACAGGGGACGGGACGGGGACUCUGGCACCAGCAAAGAGACGCUCUUCAGGCUGCUCCUGCCUCAUGGGAGCCAUGGCUGAAUGGGAUGAGGGGAUCUUCAAGGCCAGAAAGGUGGCAGUGCUAUCCUACUUCCUUCCACCCAGCAGGAGGUGAAGUAUGAGGCUUAGGGGCCUCUUGUGUGGGCACAGUGCCACCACUCUGCUGUCUUUGAUGGCUCCCCACCAUCCAGCUCAAGAUGUGCAUAUGAAGUGAUGGCUGCUUGGAACCUUGUAGAAGUCACACUGCCAUGAGCACUUGAAGUUUGCUCUGUUAUAGUUGUGGCUGUUGUGCUAUAGCAAAAUGUGUUCUCUGGCUUUUACAGGAGUCACUGCCCUCUGCUCUCAAGUCCCGCUGGGCCCCCAACAAGGAGCAGAGCACGUGGCCAGGACUGUGUGAGGGCAUCCUCACAUUGUCCCUAGCCUGCCCCAUGCGGCAAUGUCUCUUCCCCAAUUGCCUCUCAUUCUCUGCUUCCCCAAAACCACCUGCCAGCACCUACCCACACCUCUUCCAGGGGCUGGGGGAAGGCUGGGAAUGGGGGAUAGUGGCACUGCCCCAUCUCUGGCCACUCCAGUUUGCCCUCACCAAGCAGACUGAAGGAAACACCAGAACUUGCUCUCUCUCCUAAAGUCCCACCCACGGUUUUCUCCCCACAUGCUCCCACUUGCACAACUCUGUUUAGUACAGUCUCCUCUCCAAGGCCAAACCUCUCUCAAGCCGUUCAGUGGCGUCAUAGCACCAAGAAUAAUUUUAGAGUUUCCUUCUGCCCCACCAAAAGGUCACCAGCAGCCAUAGCACACAGCUCACACGCUGAGCUCCAGCUCAGUGAGCAAGAGAAGUGCAGGGUUUUGCCCCAUACAGCCAUCACAUCACACUCCAUCCACUCUAGGUCCAGAGA